Trichoplax adhaerens is the source of this 516-nucleotide messenger RNA. RefSeq lists its product as uncharacterized. Gene Ontology annotation, biological process: proteasome-mediated ubiquitin-dependent protein catabolic process. Gene Ontology annotation, molecular function: protein binding. NCBI's taxonomy places the organism in Eukaryota, Metazoa, Placozoa, Uniplacotomia, Trichoplacea, Trichoplacidae. Gene Ontology annotation, cellular component: SCF ubiquitin ligase complex. The annotation marks the transcript as partial. The record is from RefSeq and is a predicted model, not a curated record. The transcript has a single exon.
GAAAUUAUUCAUUCUUGGCAUCCCGCAGAUCAUUCCAAAAAUAUUUACAUUAAAGACGAUGACCCAUUAACCUUUUAUCGAAGGCCAGCUCGUCGAUCAACCGAUGCUAUUAGAGGUAGAUAUGGCUAUACUCAUGGCCAUCAUGCUUGGAAAUUAAAAUGGUUAACUCCACGAGGUAGCCAUGCAGUAGCAGGUGUUGGCUCAAAAGAAGCCAUACUACAUUGUAAAGGUUACACAACAUUAAUUGAGCAAGACCCUAACGCUUGGGGCUGGGAUAUUACUAACAAGAUUAGCUAUAGUGCAGGAAAGAAAUCAUUAACUUGCUAUCCGUCUAUGGCUCUUGAUUACCAAGCACCGAGUGAAGUUAUAGUCUAUCUGGAUAUGGAAAAUGGAACAUUAGCAUUUGAAGCUGAGGGUAAAUAUCUUGGUAUCUGUUGUACUGGGCUAGUUGGAAAAUCUCUUUAUCCAAUGGUUAGCGAAGUCUAUGGCAAUGCAGAAGUUUCAAUCAUUUAUCUU